UUCGUUUCCCGUCGCCGUUUCUCAUCUCCCCGUGAAGCUCUCCUUCUCUGAUUCUCCCUCACUUUCUCCUCUUUUUUCGAUUAAUCGAGUUUUCUCUUUUGUUUUUUGGUUAGAUUUCGAUCUCAGAUCCAGAAAGUUAGCUCCUUUUUGCAUUCGUUUAUCGAGGCUGAGAAGCUACCGAGGUGAGCUCGAACCUGGCGAUGGCAGAGGACAGUGAGAUGGAGUUCACGAAGUUGCUGGAUAAGCCGAAGCUUCACAUCGAGCGGCAGCGCUCGUUGGACGAGCUCUCGGUGGCCAACGGGACUCUCCGAGCUGUGGAUAGCUAUGAGAGCAUGUACCCACCCUCCGCCGCUCGGCGCUCGGCGCCUGGAACCCCGAUGUCGCCGGCUCCCAACGCGUUUGAGCCGCACUUCAUGGUCGCCGAUGCAUGGGAUGCGCUCCGGCGAUCGCUGGUUUUCUUUCGAGGUCAGCCUGUUGGAACCCUCGCUGCUUAUGAUCAUGCUUCCGAAGAGGCCUUGAAUUACGAUCAGGUGUUUGUUCGUGACUUUGUGCCAAGUGCUCUAGCUUUUCUAAUGAAUGGAGAGCCAGAUAUAGUGAAGAAUUUCCUGUUGAAAACCUUGCAUCUCCAAGGAUGGGAGAAAAAGAUUGAUCGGUUCAAACUUGGGGAAGGUGUCAUGCCAGCAAGUUUCAAGGUCAGGCAUGAUCCUAUCAAGAAGACAGAUCACCUUGUUGCGGACUUUGGGGAGAGUGCAAUUGGGAGAGUUGCUCCUGUUGAUUCUGGUUUCUGGUGGAUUAUUCUUCUUCGAGCUUACACGAAAUCUACGGGAGAUUUAUCACUGGCAGAGGCCCCUGAAUGUCAAAAGGGUAUGAGGCUUAUAUUAUCCCUGUGCUUGUCGGAGGGGUUUGACACUUUUCCAACUUUGCUAUGCGCGGAUGGAUGCUCAAUGAUAGACCGAAGAAUGGGUGUUUAUGGUUAUCCUAUUGAAAUUCAAGCCCUUUUCUUCAUGGCAUUGAGGUGUGCUUUCUUGAUGCUCAAGCAUGAUGCGGAAGGGAAUGAAUUUGUGGAGCGCAUAGUCAAGCGUUUGCAUGCCUUGAGUUAUCACAUGCGAAGUUACUUCUGGCUCGACUUUCAGCAACUCAACGAUAUAUAUCGCUACAAAACAGAGGAAUACUCUCACACAGCAGUUAACAAAUUCAAUGUCAUUCCUGAUUCCAUCCCAGAUUGGGUAUUUGACUUCAUGCCUACUCGUGGUGGCUAUUUCAUUGGUAACCUCAGUCCUGCUAUGAUGGACUUCCGGUGGUUUGCUCACGGAAAUUGCAUUGCUAUUUUAUCAUCUCUCGCCACCCCAGAUCAAUCUAUGGCCAUAAUGGAUCUCCUUGAAGCUCGAUGGGAAGAGCUGAUUGGCGAAAUGCCAUUAAAGAUCACUUAUCCCGCGAUCGAGAGCCAUGAAUGGCGAAUUGUCACAGGCUGUGAUCCUAAAAACACCAGAUGGAGUUACCACAAUGGAGGAUCUUGGCCUGUGCUUCUUUGGAUGCUCACUGCAGCAUGUAUCAAGACAGGCCGACCGCAAAUUGCUCGGCGGGCGAUUGAGCAAGCGGAGACAAGGCUAAUGAAAGAUAACUGGCCUGAAUACUAUGAUGGGAAGCUUGGAAAGUACAUUGGAAAACAAGCUAGGAAGUUCCAAACAUGGUCCAUUGCUGGUUAUUUGGUUGCUAAGAUGAUGUUGGAGGAUCCAUCCCAUUUGGGAAUGAUCUCUCUUGAGGAAGACAAAGCAAUGAAGCCAUUGAUGAAGAGGUCUACUUCAUGGACUGUGUAACAGCUCCACAUCUUGAAGGAAUUUUUAGCUAGUCUUUAUUUUUUCAUUCUCAUUUUCUUUUCUGUCAGCAUUGUUGUUGUUUUCAUUUUGUUGGGUUUUUUUUUUGUACAAUUGAGGCGAAUUAUGCUAGAAAUAAAUAUGAGAUUCUUGU
Molecule: messenger RNA, 1968 nt
Organism: Dioscorea cayenensis subsp. rotundata (Guinea yam)
Lineage: Eukaryota; Viridiplantae; Streptophyta; Magnoliopsida; Dioscoreales; Dioscoreaceae
Product: probable alkaline/neutral invertase F
Exons: 5
Coding region: 201-1817 (538 amino acids)
Biological process (GO): sucrose catabolic process
Molecular function (GO): endo-alpha-N-acetylgalactosaminidase activity; sucrose alpha-glucosidase activity
Source: RefSeq, a predicted model, not a curated record